AAACAACUUCCGCUUUUGUCUUAUGGUACGGAAGUAGACUGUGCGCGUGCGCGAUAGCGUUCUAGAGACUUCGCGUCGGAGUCCAAAACACAGAAGAAACAUCCUCGGUACAUCGACAGUACGCGACAGUUGUGGUGCUUUGUGGUAUACAAAGGAUCUUUAUUCUUUGCAGCCUGUCUGAGCCAGAGUCAUGGUGUGCAUUCCCUGUAUUGUGAUUCCUGUCCUGUUGUGGGUCUACAAGAGGUUCUUGGAGCCUUUCCUGUAUCCUGUCAUUUCACCCAUUAUUAAUACAUUCUGGACCAAAAAGGCAGUCCAGGAGACUGCCACAGGAGAUCAAAAAGUCAGUGACAAGAGCAAUGGGAAUUGCAAGGCUGAAAGCAACGGUGAGGCCACAGCCAAUGGAUCCACGGUGGCAGCGGACAAGAAGACAGAUUGACAGCUCCAUAUGCUUAUGAUAAUGCUUUUAAAACAGUGUAAAUAUUUCAUUAAUAUAAUAUAGAGAAGCUAUCAGUUAACUUAUCAGUCCUCUUUGAAUCAAGUGGUUUUUAUCAUCUCCCACACAGUAUGUAUCUUGUUUUCAAUGUUUUCAUUUACAGUAACUUCAAGAAAUUGUUUAUUGAUAUAUUUUCCUCAUUCAUCAUUAGUUGAUACAUGCAUUUACUGUAUUGAAUAUUCAUUAUCAGUGGGAUAGUUUUUUUUUAAAUCAAACUUGCAAUUUAAUGAAUGAAUAAAAGAAAACUCAAAAGAAA
Molecule: messenger RNA, 749 nt
Organism: Scatophagus argus
Lineage: Eukaryota; Metazoa; Chordata; Actinopteri; Scatophagidae
Gene: c21h18orf32
Product: UPF0729 protein C18orf32 homolog
Exons: 3
Coding region: 191-436 (81 amino acids)
Biological process (GO): positive regulation of canonical NF-kappaB signal transduction
Source: RefSeq, a predicted model, not a curated record